Molecule: messenger RNA, 3060 nt
Organism: Mesoplodon densirostris (Blainville's beaked whale)
Lineage: Eukaryota; Metazoa; Chordata; Mammalia; Artiodactyla; Ziphiidae
Gene: HS3ST5
Product: heparan sulfate-glucosamine 3-sulfotransferase 5
Exons: 6
Coding region: 1242-2279 (345 amino acids)
Molecular function (GO): [heparan sulfate]-glucosamine 3-sulfotransferase activity
Source: RefSeq, a predicted model, not a curated record
GGGGACCCGAUACCUCCCGCGCGCCCGAGUGAUGGAGGGGAAGAGAUUCGCUUAGACACACACACGCGCACACAGCUGGGCACGUCUCCGGGAGGCAGCCGCCGGGAGCCGGGCGGCGGCCGUGACAGCACGAGCCGCGGGGAGCCGGGCGCCCACGCAGCUUGGCCCCGGCGGCUCCAAGACCCCGGAAGGGAAGAACCCAGCCGCACUGUUACUCUUUUAGGCUGCUCGGGAGGAAGCAAGCUGCCCAAGGACCUGUCACUGAGGACGCAGGAGGUUCUCCGCUCGGCGCUCAGUCUGGGGCCGCGCCGGUGCCCGCGUGAGGCGAGGAGGAUGCUCACCUCCUCCCGCAGAGCCGCUGCGGGCCCAGGCACCGCGCGGACUCGGGCUCUCGCGGCCGCCCCUGCCCUGCCCGCGCCGCGGGAGCGCGCCCUGCCGUACCUGGCUCCAGCCUCCAGGGGAAGUGCGGGAAACGCGCCCUAAACUCCACUACUUCUCGCCCGCCUCCUCCCCUUCCUGGCUCCCCGCCCCAGACCUCGCAGCCGCCGCCGCCGCCGCCGCCGCCGCCUGCGUGUAGGGCCCGCCUGCCUCUUACUCUCACGCACGCACGCACAGCCCCGCUGACUCGCUCGCAUUCGAGCAGCCUCGCUUCCCGCGGAGCAGAAGCCCGGACGUCCGGAACUACUGCACCAACUGGGACUGCAGGAGACGCCCUGUGGCCCGGCGCGACCCGCCGCUGGUCCCCGCGCCCUGGGCUCCCGCCCACGCUGCCGCCGCCGGGGACGUUGAGGUAAUCAGGUACCCAGAGGCUUCAGCAUUGCUGUCUUCCCUUCUCAAUGGCGUUUCUGGUGUCCACCUCAGGAGUCUCCUUGGCCAGCCCUGAAACACUUGAAAAUUAAACAGAGAAUCCACUGCAUAUAUUCUUCUUGAAAAUUUCCAUUGUAUAUAUUCAGAACUUUCUGAAUAAGAAUAAGGAUUUGAAGGUGCUAACAGAGCAGGGAACAAGCCAAAAGGACAGCAGUAGAUGCGGAGAGGCCAUGGAGCAUCCACCAACCAGAUAAUCAUCGCUGGAAUAACUGGAGGUGUCUGAAUGUAGUGAAAAUUAUGCCUACCUCUUUUGACAUGUGGGAAUGUCUAAGUCAGCAAGAAGUGUAUACUUGCCCCCUUAGACCCUCAACAGUACCUAAAGGUCAUCUGCCUUGAAGACUGGCUGCAGAAGUCCUGAAGGUUGAUGGAGGGCCAUGCUAUUCAAACAGCAGGCAUGGCUGAGACAGAAGCUCCUGGUGCUGGGAAGCCUUGCCGUUGGGAGUCUCCUGUAUCUAGUCGCCAGAGUUGGGAGCUUGGAUAGGCUACAACCCAUUUGCCCCAUCGAAGGCCGAUUUGGAGCCCGUGGUCAGGCUGAAUUCCCCCUGCGCGCCCUGCAGUUUAAGCGUGGCUUGCUGCACGAGUUUCGGAAGGGCAACUCUUCCAAAGAGCAGGUACGCCUUCAUGACCUGGUCCAGCAGCUCCCAAAGGCCAUUAUCAUCGGGGUGAGGAAAGGAGGCACCAGGGCCCUGCUUGAGAUGCUGAACCUCCAUCCGGCAGUGGUCAAAGCCUCUCAAGAAAUCCACUUUUUUGACAAUGAUGAGAAUUAUGCCAAGGGCAUUGAGUGGUAUAGGAAAAAGAUGCCUUUUUCCUACCCUCAGCAAAUCACAAUUGAAAAGAGCCCAGCAUAUUUUAUCACGGAGGAAGUUCCAGAAAGGAUUUACAAAAUGAACUCGUCUAUCAAGUUGUUGAUCAUUGUCAGGGAGCCAACCACAAGAGCUAUUUCUGAUUACACUCAGGUGCUAGAGGGGAAGGAGAGGAAGAAUAAAACCUAUUACAAGUUUGAGAAGCUGGCUAUAGACCCUAAUACCUGCGAAGUGAACACAAAAUACAAGGCAGUAAGAACCAGCAUCUACACCAAACAUCUGGAACGGUGGUUGAAGUACUUUCCAAUUGAGCAAUUUCACAUCGUCGAUGGAGAUCGCCUCAUUACGGAACCCCUGCCAGAACUUCAACUCGUGGAGAAGUUCCUAAAUCUUCCCCCGAGGAUAAGUCAAUACAAUUUGUAUUUCAAUGCUACCAGAGGGUUUUACUGCUUGCGAUUUAACAUUAUCUUUAAUAAGUGCCUGGCGGGCAGCAAGGGGCGCAUUCAUCCAGAGGUGGACCCCUCUGUCAUUACCAAAUUGCGCAAAUUCUUUCACCCUUUCAAUCAAAAAUUUUACCAGAUCACUGGGAGGACAUUGAACUGGCCCUAAAAUAAUGUCAUACAACACUAUGUGUUGUGCCUGGGGACACACAAUGUCUCAUCUGGAUUAAAAUAUGCACUUUUCCUAUAGACACAACUGUCCAAGUCAUUUUUCCAUGUAUACUUGUACAUACGCAGUGUGUGACCAAAUAUAAGAUCAGCUCUUUUUCUACUGAAAAUUUACAAAAACAAAAACAAAAAACAAACCAAUUUGCUGUCUACAUAGUUGCAUCUUUUAUGCUAUUUACAAAAAGAAGAGGUGGUGGUGCUGGGGGAAAGUGACUUCAGCUAUUCUCAAAGAGUUUGUCUUCCUUUGAGUCAGAAUUUGUCGCCUGCCAUUUUCAUAGAUUUAAGCCAAAAGAUUAACAUGUGAAAAUGUACCAAUGGCUGUGAAGUUUCAGGAAGCAGAGGAUUCGGUUAUGCAUUCUUUUCUAAGGGAAAGCUGACUCUUUAAUUCAGAUGCUGAAUUGAUGCCAUGAAAACAGAAAAUACUAUUUUCUUAUUAUUUAAAAAAAUCUUAUCUCAUAAAAUUGACAUCGUUCCAAAGUUCCUGUGGUGAUUUUGCACUAUCGUUUUCUCAUAUGGACCAUGGUGUCACUUGUAGCAUGUCAAUCACACAUCGGAAAGUCAAGUCCUUUUACUUCCAUGUUCUAUGUCAACAAAGAGAAAUGUCAUGUACAUAGUGUAUAUAGUUGUAAAUACUGGUUUCACACUAAGUAAUUCUAUUUUGUAAACUGAAUAUGGCUAUUUAAUUUAUUGUGAAAAUUAAAUUUAUUGUGGUAUUUAAAAAA